GUACAAUUCUUUCUCUUGUGUGUGUUUGCUACAGACGUAGUUUAUGGACAGAUUCGAUAUACUAUCCCAGAAGAAAUGAAAAAGGGAUCGUUUGUCGGUAAUGUUGCACAGGACUUGGGGUUAGAUCUUAAAAGACUGGCAUCUGGCAGAGCUCGUAUUUUUACUCGAAGCAGUACCGAGUACAUGGAUCUGAAUGUAGAUAAAGGGCAAUUGGUUGUUAAAGAAAGAAUAGACAGGGAACGGUUAUGUGAGCAAGCGUCUCCAUGCAGUUUGAGUUUUGAAAUUAUUCUUGAAAACCCCAUGGAACUCUUUCGUGUUACAGUAGAAAUUAUUGAUAUUAACGAUAAUGCUCCCGCAUUUCCCAAAAAUGAAGUUACACUACAAAUAAGCGAGUUAGCUAUACCAGGUGCGCGUUUCUUACUAGAAAGCGCCAUGGACCCUGAUGUGGGUGUUAACACUCUCCAAAGCUAUUCACUGAAACCAAGUGAUCAUUUUAUUUUAAAAACACACUCCCGUCCUGAUGGCAGUAAAUAUGUAGAGAUGAUGCUGCAAAUACCGCUGGAUCGAGAAAAGCAGGAACACCAUUCUUUAAUAUUAACUGCUGUCGAUGGCGGGGACCCUCAGAGGUCUGGUACUGUUAACAUACAUGUUGUUGUCCUUGAUGCAAACGACAAUGCUCCCGUUUUUAGCCAGUCAGUUUACAAAGCGACUGUGUUUGAAAAUGCAUUAAAAGGCACAAUAGUGACGACAGUAAAUGCAUUGGAUGCAGAUACAGGGUCAAAUGCAGAAUUAAGUUACUCGUUUUCCCACACGACUCGUAGUAUUUCGGAGCUAUUUGAGCUAGAUCCAAAUACUGGUGAAAUAAAAGUGAUAGGGCAACUGGAUUUUGAGAAAGCUAAAAUGUAUGAGAUUAACAUACAAGCAACAGACCAUGGCGGUCUUACAGACUCUGGUAAAGUAAUAAUUGAAAUUAUUGACAUCAAUGAUAACGUUCCAUCUGUAACUAUGAUGUCAUUCUCGAGUCCAAUACCCGAAGACUCCUUACCUGGAACUGUGAUAGCUAUGAUUAAUGUUGAAGAUCUAGAUUCUGGAAUAAACGGGCAGGUUCGUUGUUCAAUUGACAGAAAUCUGCCUUUUAAAAUCAAGUCGUCCUUAACGAACUACUAUAGUUUAGUGACUGGAAGUAUUUUAGACCGUGAAACAGUCUCCGAAUAUAACAUAACCAUCACUGCAACAGACGAGGGAGAGCCUCCUUUGUCAAGUAACCUGACAAUACUACUGGCGAUAUCUGAUGUUAACGACAAUGCACCAAAAUUCGACCAGGACGUAUACAACGCUUAUGUGAUGGAAAACAACUCCCCGGGAGUAUCUAUAUUUUCUUUACAAGCCAAAGACUCUGACUGGAGCCAGAAUGCGCGUAUUUCUUACUUUCUUGAAGAAAAACAAAUUAAUAUGACGCCAGUAUCUUCCUAUAUUUCAAUUAAUUCAGAAUCUGGUAUCAUUUAUGCUGUGCGGUCAUUUGACUAUGAACAAAUAAGAGACUUUCAAAUCCACGUUAAAGCUCAGGAUGGAGGUUCACCACCACUUAGUAGCAACGUGGCUGUAAACAUUUUUGUGCAAGACCAGAACGACAAUGCGCCUCAGAUUCUCUAUCCAGUACAAACUGAAGGCUCUCUGGUGGCUGAAAUGGUGCCUCGUUCAGCUGAUGUUGGCUAUCUCGUCACUAAAGUGGUAGCUGUUGAUGCUGACUCUGGACAGAAUGCGUGGCUUUCAUACAAACUGCACAAAGCUACAGACAGGACACUUUUUGAAGUGGGGCUGCAAAAUGGGGAGAUAAGGACGUUGCGCCAGGUUGUUGACAAAGACGCUGUGAAACAAAGACUUGUUGUUUUAGUGGAGGACAAUGGUCAGCCCUCUCGUUCAGCUACAGUGAAUGUGAACGUGGCGGUUGCAGACAGCUUCCCUGAAGUACUUUCAGAAUUUAGCGACGAUUCACAAGAUAAGAAUUACAAUGAAAAUCUGACAUUUUAUUUAGUUGUGUCAUUGGCUACAGUUUCCUUUCUUUUUAUUGUUUCCAUAAUAAUUCUGUUGUCAGUGAAGUUCUGCAAAUGGAGACAAUCCAGACUGUUUUAUAAAUCAAACGGAAACCUCCCUGCUAUUCCAUAUUACCCACCCCAGUAUGCAGACGUUGGGGGGGCAGGAACACUUCGACAUGUGUACAAUUACGAGGUGUGUUUAACAACUGACUCGGGAAAGAGCGAAUUCAAAUACAUCAGACCGUGUAGCCAAGGUGUUUUAAGUGCAGACCCGAGUGCUGCAGAGACCAUGCUGCACGCACAGAAGGAGAGGAAUCUAAUUGAUGACACAGACCCUUCCAUACAGGUGAGCCUUCGUUUAUAAAGACAUUGCAGUGACUUUGUACUGUGCAAUAAUUGCUACAUUAAAAAAUAUAUAUACUUUAGAUUGCAAGCACAGACCAGUUACAGUAACAACCCAUUAUGUAGAUAAUUUCCAUAACCUAAAUAAACAAAUAGUAUAGACUGUAAGUAUAGAAUACGAGUAUGAUUUGUUAUAUUUGGUACAACCUGAUUGUUGUGAAAUAGUUUUUUGUAUACCAUGCUAGGUAGACGGAGUUAAUGGGCUGGAUUUUUCACUGUGUGUGAUUGCCCAUGUCAUACAUGCAGUAUGGAGUGGCCGGUUGUCUGCAUUUUAUCCACAGUGGCUAAUAUUUGAUAGUUUAUGUACUGGUGCUCUCACAAAAUGAUCCCCUAUUUUUUUUUUAGAAUACUAAUUUCACAAAUUAAAAAGAAGUGUUGUACUGUAAUGUAAUGCAACUCCUGAUAUGAUUGGAGUUGUAUGCUCUUGGAUUUUAUGUAACUGUGCCCACAUUUCUGAUUCAUGGAGGUUGAAUGGGGGGGG
Messenger RNA from Acipenser ruthenus (sterlet), 2919 nucleotides. Its product is annotated as protocadherin gamma-A11-like. Gene Ontology annotation, cellular component: plasma membrane. The record is from RefSeq and is a predicted model, not a curated record. Gene Ontology annotation, molecular function: calcium ion binding. The annotation marks the transcript as partial. Gene Ontology annotation, biological process: homophilic cell-cell adhesion. NCBI's taxonomy places the organism in Eukaryota, Metazoa, Chordata, Actinopteri, Acipenseriformes, Acipenseridae. The transcript has a single exon.